UUUCCAGAAAAAAUAUACCAAACACAACCAAGAUGGAAAAAAGUCGAUGUAAGAUGAUAAAGAAGAGAAAACGUGGCCAGGGAAGUGAGGCGGUUGAGUGGGCAUUAAACCGCGGGGCUAAUGUUGGAAAUAGAAUAUUAUUCUGGUUUGUGGUUAGCAUAACAUUUUUCGUCGAAGUUCAGGAAAUGGCUGGUCGGUCUCUGUGGCGCGCCACAACCAAGCUGUUAGUGGCCACCACCGCCCUUGGUGGUGGAGCAGCGGCAGCCACAAUUGCCAGCUCCGACGACCCAGCCAUGGCCCUCAAGCUUUGCACGAUUGUUCCUCUCCGCCUCUGUCGCGAUUCCGUCACGGCUGCCACCAUUGCGUUCGAUUAUGAAUAUUCACUCUGGGGACUGCCAGAAGGUAGCACGGAGAGAGCAAAAGCCAAACAUGAAGUUCACAUGAGGGGUGCACGCAGGCUUGAAGAACUUUGUUUCAGAAAUGGUGGAAUUUACAUUAAGCUUGGUCAACAUUUAGGACAGCUGGAGUACUUAAUACCUGAGGAGUAUGUUCAUAUAAUGAGGGAAUCUAUGUUAAAUAGAUGUCCUCAUUCUUCUUAUGAUCAAGUGCAUGAAGUUGUCAAGAAAGAGCUUGGAGGUGCACCGGAUGAAAUCUUUGAUGAAUUUGAUCCUGUGCCAAUAGCAAGUGCUUCUCUUGCUCAAGUCCAUGUUGCUCGAAUGCAUGAUGGGCAAAAAGUUGCUGUCAAGGUUCAGCACACACACAUGACCGAUACUGCUGCAGCAGAUUAUGCAACUGUAGAGUUGAUAGUAAACACACUGCAUCGAUUUUUUCCUUCCUUCGAUUACAGGUGGUUGGUUGCUGAAGUUCGCGAAAGUAUACCUAAGGAACUAGAUUUUUUGGUUGAGGCCAAAAACAGCAUUAAAUGUAUGGAUAACUUUCGGAAGCUAUCUCCGCAUAUCGCAGACUAUGUUUAUGUCCCAAGGGUAUAUUGGAAUUUAAGCACAUCAAAGCUGUUAACCAUGGAAUAUAUGGAGGCUGCACAAGUAAAUGACUUGAAGAGCAUCCGAAGACUUGAAAUUCAGCCAAGUGAUGUGGUAAAGUUGGUUAGUGAGACUUUUGCUGAAAUGAUGUUCAGACAUGGUUUUGUUCAUUGUGAUCCACAUGCUGCAAACCUGCUAGUCCGCCCUUUGCCUUCUGGUCGUAGGAGCAUUUUUGGAAGGAGAAAACCUCAGUUGAUACUUUUGGACCACGGUUUAUACAUAGAACUUGAUUACCACACCAGAAUAAACUAUGCUGCACUAUGGAAGGCUUUGGUAUAUUCUGAUGCAAACGGGAUAAAGGAUAAGUGUGUAAAACUGGGUGCUGGAGACGAUCUUUACGCAUUAUUUGCUGGGAUUCUCACAAUGAGGCCUUGGAACAAAGUGAUAGAUCCUUCAGUGGAUCAUCUUGUUGUCAAUGGUACAGACAGUGACCGUUCAGAACUGCAGGUGACUUAUUCUAUGAUAGUAUGGAGCUAAAGUUAAGAUCAUGAAUCUGCGAAGCAUCUAUCCUAGAUACAGGGAGUGAUUAUUUCUCCUUUAGCUUUAUUAUCUAGAAAUUCAAUAUUUUCCUUAAUUCCUUUUAAUUUUUCUAUAUAGUCUACCUGGAGUAUUUUCAGAAAUGCCGUAAAAUAGGUUUCAGAAAUGCCGUAUUUAGUGGGGUAAUGUUAUAAUGUAUCGUGUAACUAUUUCCUCCCUGUGCUCCUACUAAGGGUGGCAACGGUCUGGUUUUUCUCCGUUUUGCUUCGGUUCCUCCGAUUUCGGUACUGGAGCGUUAUCGGUAACACAACAGUACCGAUUGCUACCUGUAUACCGGUACCCAAUGGUCUUGAAUAUGGUACCAGUGUGGACCAUAAUUUUUUUUUGGUAUUUUUGAUUCCGGUUUAUCGGAUCCGGUCUGGCACCAGCGCCGGAAUUAAGGUUUGAUUUUUUUUAAAACUUAAUAUAAAUAUAAUUUAAC
Molecule: messenger RNA, 1998 nt
Organism: Capsicum annuum
Lineage: Eukaryota; Viridiplantae; Streptophyta; Magnoliopsida; Solanales; Solanaceae
Product: putative ABC1 protein At2g40090
Exons: 10
Coding region: 33-1517 (494 amino acids)
Biological process (GO): mitochondrion organization; lipid homeostasis
Cellular component (GO): mitochondrial inner membrane
Source: RefSeq, a predicted model, not a curated record